Molecule: messenger RNA, 1193 nt
Organism: Hirundo rustica (Barn swallow)
Lineage: Eukaryota; Metazoa; Chordata; Aves; Passeriformes; Hirundinidae
Gene: VPREB3
Product: V-set pre-B cell surrogate light chain 3
Exons: 3
Coding region: 475-852 (125 amino acids)
Biological process (GO): immune response; immunoglobulin production
Source: RefSeq, a predicted model, not a curated record
CUUACCUGGUAAGUCAGGGUAAUGCUUCCCCAGGUCCUCUAGCAAGGAUUCAUAGCAGGUGGCUUCAGAGUUUUCUUCUCCUGCCAGCAGAAUGGAGAAAUGGAUUAGUUUCUCUCCUGGCUGUAAACUGAAGGCUUGUAACUGGGGCAGGUCGUUCUACCCAGGAAAAGUUCCUUCUCCCCUGAAGCAGCCCUUGGACAAAGGCUCAGCUCUAACUCUUCAUCCAAGCUGGCUUCUGCCUCCUGGGACCUGUGCUGUGUCCAAGUGACUGCUGAACAGAGCCCUCUCCAAAGCUCCCCCAGAGCAGGCCCUUCCUGCUCCAGAGGCUGAGCUGUGCUGUCUGGACAAGGAACUUACGGACAACUCUGAUGAGGAUGUAGCGCUGCCUUCCCUGGAGUGCCCACGGCAUCACCCUGGCUUUGUGCAGCACCCCAGACCCUCUCUGAAACAGCCUCCCUUCCUCUGCCUCCUGCCAUGGCCCUGGGCUUCACCGUGCUGCUCCUGGUGGGGAUGCUGGGCACAGCUUCCAGGGCUCAGCCCGUGCUGACCCAGCCGCAAUCCGUGUUCGUGCUGCCCGGGCAGACCGCUCGGCUGUCCUGCACCCUGAGCCCCCAGUACAACAUCACCCAGUUCGGCAUCUCCUGGUACCAGCAGCGCCCGGGGCACUCCCUCAGGUAUCUGCUCUACUACAACUCCGAGCGAGACAAGCACAAGCCUGCCAAGACUCCCGACCGCUUCUCAGCCACCAAGGACCUGGCCAGCAAUGCCUGCAUCCUCACCAUCGCAUCUGCCUGCCAGGAUGACAACGGCACCUAUUACUGCUCCCUGUCACCUGCCCUCAAAUGGCUCUAGGAACGGGGAACUAAAGCUUUCCGCGCUUUCCUCGGCCACCCUGAUGCGCAGGGAGAGCAGCAGUCCUGGGAGGGAUGGGAAAAAUCCAUCUUUGCAUGCUUGAGCAGGCCCGGCAGCGCUGCCUCGUGCUGGGGGGUGCAGCAACCUCCUCUUUAUCCCCAAGCUUUGUCCUCCAUGGGGGAGUCAGACAGCCCGAUACGUCCUGCUGCAGCGGGAGCAUGGAGGGCUCGGCUGUGGCCUGGCUUUCCUGGGGUCUUCCAGCACCUGGCACGAGGCGGUCUCGACCUGGCUGGGGCUUCCGCAGAGUUUUGCUCACCUGCUAAUAAAGGUUAUUCCUCACC